AUGCAACAUGAUGGAAGCAGUACUAUUGAUGACAGUGAAUUAAUUAGUGAUUCAGAUUAUGCCAUGAACGCAAUAGAGAUCAAUAAGACCAUUUCAUAUAAGUUUGGCUGUAGUUUUGAGGACAGUGAGAGUGAAGCUCAUGUUUAUGAUAGCAGCAGAAUCAGUAGCAAUACCUUUAGAAAAGCCGAGUUGAUGAGUAUUCAUCUCUCUCAAUUGAUGCUUCAGUACAGAAUUUCCAGAGCAGCUUACAGAGAUACUGUCCAAUUUGUUAAUACAAUCAUUCAAGAUCACGAUGAAAUUAUGUUGGAACUUGGGGCUAAGAUCAGCCACGGCAAAACUAUCAAUGCUUUGCUUAAGUCCAAGUCAAGUGUCAAGGGCCAUGAGUAUGAUGUCUGUCUUAGUGGUUGCCAAUUGUAUGGGAUUAAUGACAAUCAAGAAUCUUGUGUUGAUUGCGGCGAACCGCGAUACAAGACUGAUCCAGAGCAAAGUGAAACACCAUCUGCCAGUAUGAAGCUCAUGUCAGCCAGUGAUAUGUUUUCUCAAAUGCUGGCUGAUCCAGCUACAAGAGAACUCCUCCAUUACAGGGCAAACCGGAAAUCUGUAGCUGGUCAGCUUACCAAUGUUUUUGAUAGUAACAGUUACAAGCAGUUGGUGCAGCAAGACCUGUUCUCAAAUCCCAACGAUAUUGCUAUUGAGUUGUAUACCAAUGGUUUCGUUAACCAAAAAAAGGGCAAGAGUUUGUAUACCAUUGUUCAUGCUGUUGUAUUCAACCUUGACCCAUCAAUAAGUGAAAUAAAAGAUCUUGAGGUGUAUGGCUUGGUGAUCAAGAGCAAUGGAGUUGAGGUUUGCCGUGCCAAGAUCCACUUGUUGCUUGCUUCUAGUGACAUCCCAGCUGUGGCUGACAUGGUGCACAUUGGCUCACAUGCCAGUUUGUUUGGCUGCCAAAUCUGCGAAACAAAGGGAAAAUCCCCAGACAACAGACGGUACGGAAUGUACUUUGAAGAUAGUUCUGCUCCUUUGCAACCUUUGGAAGACUUCAAAACUGGCAACCCUAUAAUUGCAAGAGGAAUUGGAAAGCACAUGUACAACUUGAUCACUGUGUCCCUUACCAAGGAGACAAAAAUUUUUUAUACCCGUCCAGAUGAUACCCUCUUCACCACAGAAUACCCAUUCUUCAUACCAAGAACUAGACUUGUGACAAUUGGAAACUGUAUCACAAGCAGUUUUGAUAACAUCUUUUCUAAGAUUGAUGGUACUCGUGCUGUUGAUUGGCUUGACUUUCUUUUGUAUAUUGUUCCCACUCUUGUUGUUCCAUUCUUGCCAAACAGAGCUGUGAAAACUGUGGUGCUGUCACUUGUCAAAGGUUGUGCACUGGCAUUGCAAUGGACGUUGACUUCAGAGUUGCUGGAUAAGAUGGAUGUCAAUAGACAUUUUAAACACUGGCACCACUAUCUAUCGCAACAGGUUCAGAACAAGACUAUAUCUCGUAGUGCCUUCAGACCAGUACAGCACUAUCUUGUGCAUAUACCAUUCAUUGUCAACCAACUAGAUCUACUUCGAUGCUACUCCACUCAAUCAAUGGAGAGAGUAAUUGGUGUCUUUUCCAAACUAAUCAAGUCUAAGUGCAAGGACGGCCAUAAUGCCAGUUUUCUUGUGGAGCGAUUUACAUUGCAUAACUAUGUCAACACGGCCAUCAGUAUCCAGAACGAAAUUGAUCUUAUUCAGCCCAAGCCGUAUGGUAGAGAAAGUUAUAUGGAUCUUCCUAAUGAUCCUAGUGGUGCGCAGUUAUGGGAGCCAUUUCAUCAAUUUGCUCAGUUGAACGAUGAUUUGAUAGAAGGUGUAAGCAGCCCUAGGGUGAAGGAUAUCUUAACUAGAUACUAUCAACAAACUUCGGGUUUGAUGAUUUCUGAUAUUGGUGAUUCUACGAUUGUUGUUGCUAGUCGUUUAUGGAUGAAUUUGACCUUAUAUUCAUCUUGCAUAAACAACUGUAACAUAAUUGUUUACAACUGGCUCGUUGGUGCGGUGGUAUUCUUCUUCCAGCAUGAGGAUUCACUUGGCUCUCUUAGUUUCUUUGCUUUUGUUGAAGUAAUGAAGGAAUAUGACGUGGCUGCCCACGACUCAUCUGUACCAAUUGUCAAACAGCGGCUGUUACGCAAUUUAAAUUAA
Molecule: messenger RNA, 2166 nt
Organism: Phycomyces blakesleeanus NRRL 1555(-)
Lineage: Eukaryota; Fungi; Mucoromycota; Mucoromycetes; Mucorales; Phycomycetaceae
Exons: 10
Coding region: 1-2166 (721 amino acids)
Source: RefSeq, a predicted model, not a curated record